Thamnophis sirtalis is the source of this 1251-nucleotide messenger RNA. It is a transcript of the gene AFMID, whose product is annotated as arylformamidase. Lineage: Eukaryota; Metazoa; Chordata; Lepidosauria; Squamata; Natricidae. The record is from RefSeq and is a predicted model, not a curated record. Gene Ontology annotation, molecular function: arylformamidase activity.
UCAGGAAUUUCUGACGUCUGGCAGAGCAGCUGGAAGACUACAGGCCAAGGAGGAACACUGAAUCUGAUCUGCACUGUUUGUCAGAGGCUAUGUAGGAUCACAUGUUCUCGCCACUUUGUUCGUCUUGGGCCCAGGUUCAUCCGGAAAAGGAAUAUAGCCAAAACUUAGCCAUUGCUAUGGGAAAGUGGCAGGAAAUGACAAAGGAGGAGCUGGAGACUCAAUAUUCUCCUAGCAGGUGGUCUCCACGGCUGGAUAAGGAAGUUGUGAUUGAGGCACACGUGAAAGCAGUGACUGAAGGUUCUCAAAAUGCCCAGGCAUUCACCCAAACUCUGCUGAAUGUCCCCUAUGGCUCCAGUGAGGGAGAGAAACUGGAUGUGUAUCUUCCUAAAAAACACGUUGAAACCUUUCCUCUGGUCCUCUAUAUUCAUGGUGGCUACUGGCAAAGUUUGAGCAAAGAUGUUUCCGGUUUUGCUGCAUGUCCUCUAGUGAAGCAAGGCAUUGCCUUGGCUGCAGUUGGCUAUGAUGUGGCUCCAAAAGGCCAGCUGGAGGUGAUGGUUGAGCAGGUGCGGCAUAGUGUGGCUUUUGCAGUUCAGCAAUAUACAGGGAUCAGUGGAGUCUACCUGCUUGGGCACUCGGCAGGAGCCCACCUAGCAGCUAUGGUGCUUUCCACAGAUUGGGCAAAAUUUGGUGUUGAGCCAAACAUCAAAGGUGUCUUUUUGGUGAGCGGCAUUUAUGAUUUGGAACCCAUUACACACACUUACGUUAAUGAUCUAUUGCAGUUGAGCCGUGCAGUGGCCCAAGAGAAUAGCCCUUUGCGGUGUAUGCCAAAGAUCAAAGACAAGAAAACCUGCCAGGUGCUCAUUGCAGUAGCCCAGCAUGACCCACCUGAGUUCCACAGACAAUCUCAGGAAUAUUGUCAGGCUCUUCGUACAGCAGGUUGGAAGGUCUCCUUGCUAGACCUAGCAGGCACAGAUCACUUUGAUGUCAUUGAGAAACUCUCCCAAGAGAACUAUCUCCUCACACAGGUGAUUUUGAACAUGAUUUCAAGUGGCUGAAGCCAGGAAAGGAGAAAUUGCUGUCUGCCUGCUGUCUUCUUCUCCACUGUCUUUCCACUGAACUCCUUUAGGUCAAACAAAGACUGAGCUUCCUCAGUCUUUUCUUUUUUCAGUUGCAGAUGAAUUGAGACCAGAGAUAUCACUUUGAAACAGCUCACCUCUGUUCUCACACUGUGACAUCUAUUAUGGCACGAGA